Exophiala dermatitidis NIH/UT8656 is the source of this 1482-nucleotide messenger RNA. Its product is annotated as hydroxyacid-oxoacid transhydrogenase. The transcript has a single exon. The record is from RefSeq and is a predicted model, not a curated record. Gene Ontology annotation, cellular component: mitochondrion. Bases 1 to 1482 code for a protein of 493 amino acids. Lineage: Eukaryota; Fungi; Ascomycota; Eurotiomycetes; Chaetothyriales; Herpotrichiellaceae. Gene Ontology annotation, molecular function: alcohol dehydrogenase (NAD+) activity; metal ion binding.
AUGUCUUUUGCACCGGCAGUCCGAGUCGCGAAGAGCGCUGCUCAGCGUUCGACCUCCCUCCUUCGCGCCAUUCAAUACCACCACCCGCCCAACUGCCCCUGUCACUCAAACCCGAACCAUCAUCAUCACUCGUCCGUGUUCAAGGAAGCCCGGCGACGACUGGCCACACCCAUCGACCACUCGCGGGAAAAGGAGUAUGCCUUCGAAAUGGCCGCCAGUUCCAUCCGAUUCGGCCCAGGCAGCACCAAAGAGGUGGGCAUGGACUUCAAGAAUAUGGGUGCCAAGAGAGUCUGCGUCGUGACCGACUCGAACGUUUCCAAACUCGAUGCGAUGAAGCAAGCGAUUGACGGAUUGACGAAGGAGGGCAUUGAAUUCACGGUCUACGACAAGUGCCGGGUUGAGCCCAAGGACAGUUCAGUCAAGGAUGCUAUUGCAUUCGCGAAGCCAUACAACCCGGAUGCCUUUCUGGCUGUAGGAGGAGGAUCUGUGAUUGACACGGCCAAGUUGAUGAACCUCUACACCUGUUUCCCCGAAGCGGAUUUUUUGGACUUUGUCAACGCUCCCCUCGGCAAAGGCUUGCCGGUUACAAAACCUCUGAGGCCCCUGGUGGCGGUGCCAACCACAGCAGGAACCGGCUCCGAGACUACAGGUACCGCUAUUUUCGACUUGGUCGAGAAGCGCGCGAAGACUGGCAUUGCCCACCGUAACCUGAAGCCCACUCUGGGCAUAUGCGACCCGCUUAACACUCGCACCAUGCCUUCGGCUGUCCACGCCUCGUCGGGAUUGGAUGUUUUGUGCCAUUCGCUCGAGUCCUGGACCGCAAUUCCCUAUAACGAGAGAACUCCACGACCGACCAACCCGAUCAACCGCCCCGCCUACCAGGGCGCAAACCCUAUCUCGGACAUCUUCUCCCUCAAAGCCCUACAGUCUACCGUGAAGUAUCUUCCUCGUGCGACCAAGGAUCCCGAGGAUUUCGAGGCUCAGAGUGAAAUGCUUCUGGCCGCCACUUUGGCUGGUGUCGGUUUCGGAAACGCAGGUGUUCACUUGUGCCACGGCAUGAGUUAUCCGAUCAGUGGACAGAACCCAGGUUACAAACAUGCUGGAUAUCAGGUUGAUACACCGAUUAUUCCCCACGGUGUCAGUGUCGCAGUCACUGCCCCGGCUGUGUUCAAGUUUACAGGCCCCAGCAACCCCGAGCGCCAUCUGGCGGCGGCAGAGGCCUUCGGCGUGGACAUUUCCAACGUCAAGCGAGAAAGCGCAGGUGAAGUUCUCAGUGAAGCGCUGGCCAAGUUUCUGAUCAACCUGGGUGAUCAACCACGAGGCUUGAAGCCAUUGGGAUUCACCAAGGACAGCAUUGAUGAUUUGGUGGAAGGCACCCUGCCUCAGAAGCGAGUGCUCAUGCUGGCACCGAACUUAAGCGAAGAGUUGAAUGAGGAGCGACAACAGCUCCGGUCGUUGUUUGAAGAGGCAUUGGAGUACUAA